Dioscorea cayenensis subsp. rotundata (Guinea yam) is the source of this 682-nucleotide messenger RNA. Its product is annotated as protein NOI4. NCBI's taxonomy places the organism in Eukaryota, Viridiplantae, Streptophyta, Magnoliopsida, Dioscoreales, Dioscoreaceae. The coding region runs from base 115 to 363 and encodes 82 amino acids. The record is from RefSeq and is a predicted model, not a curated record. The transcript has 3 exons.
ACCAUUUUUUUUAAAACCCACCCAAAAAAAGAAGAAGAAAAGAAUCGAACUUUUCCUCUGUCUCUUUCGUUUCUCUUUCGCGAAUCGCAUCGUCGUCGUUGCUUGCAAGGAUUCAUGUCGGAAAAGGGUCGACCACUUCCAAAGUUUGGUGAGUGGGAUGUCAAUGACCCUGCUUCCGCGGAAGGGUUCACUGUGAUCUUUAACAAAGCUAGAGAUGAGAAAAAAACAGGUGGGAACAGCCGAGGACCUGAGUCUCCUGGUAAAGAGGACCAAUCCUUAAAACAAGGGACUUAUGGUAGUGUUACCAAACCCGGUGCUAAAAAAUGGCUUUGCUGCAUUCAAUCUGGUCCUGCAGAGUCUUAGUGCUCAAAACUCGAUCGAAAUCUGUAUGAAAUAUUUACUGUUUUAUGUGCUUUCGGUUUUCCUGAUAUUUUCCAGAGGAAAAAGCCUUCAGUUUCUGCUGGCAUUUUCCUUGAGUCUGCUGAAGGUGGUGUUCUAAGAGGGAAGGUGAAAGGGAGUGUCCUUAAAAAGUUAAAAAAACAAAAUGAAAGAAAAAGAGUUUGAAAUGAAAAGGGGGUUGGUUUGUAGUUUAUCUACUAUGUAUAUCUCUGUCAUAUUAUAUCUGUCAUAUACUUGUUGAUAUAAAACAGAAUCUGAGUUUGGUUGCUUGUUUUCUUUGCUA